UCCAAAGUAACUUCUAGGGUUUCAGAAUCUCCGAAAUUUGCUCUCUUUCCUUAAAUUUUGAUUAGAGGUAAAAAAAAAAAACUUUAAAGCUAGGUUUUCCGCGAUUUUUUCGGUUGGUGUUGGGAAAAUAGGGAUUUUGCUUAGAUUGGAUGGUGCAGUUGAUGAGAUCGGGAACUCCUACGGCGGAACCCGAAGCGUGCCGGGACAAGGCGCCGGUGAAAUUGGAGAUCGUAGAGGAUUCUUUAGAGGAAGAACAUGGCCCUGUUAAUAAACGAUCCAAACUUUCUCCAAAUCUUCAACAGUGGACCUACGAUGGCAAUGCUUUCCCGAUCCCGCCAGCGCAAUACAACCCGUUGGAUGAGCCGAGCCCACUUGGUUUGAAGCUAAGGAAGAGUCCUUCACUUUUGGAUUUGAUCCAAAUGCGCCUCUCUCAAUCCCAAAGCGGUAGCUCAGCCGCCCAAGCUGAGAGCUUGAACUCUGGUGUCAAAAAGGAGAGUAAAGCUGUUGCCGCUACCGAUAAGCUUAAAGCCUCAAAUUUUCCAGCUUCCAUUCUUCGAAUCGGCCACUGGGAGUAUAAGUCGAGGUAUGAAGGUGAUUUAGUGGCCAAGUGUUAUUUUGCAAAGCAUAAGCUUGUCUGGGAGGUGUUGGAAGGUGGGCUUAAGAGUAAGAUUGAAAUACAGUGGUCGGAUAUUAUGGGUCUGAAGGCAAAUUGUCCUGAUAAUGGACCCGGGACUUUGAAUGUUGUGCUGGCUAGACAGCCCCUUUUCUUCCGGGAGACUAAUCCGCAGCCUAGAAAACACACCUUAUGGCAGACAACUUCAGAUUUUACGGAUGGUCAAGCUAGCAUACAUAGGCAACAUUUUCUGCAGUGUCCCCAAGGGUUGUUAAACAAGCAUUUUGAAAAACUGGUCCAAUGUGAUAUGCGUUUGAACUGUUUAAGCAGACAGCCAGAGAUAAUUUUGGAUUCACUGUACUUUGAAUCACGGAGUUCUGUUUUUGAGGAUCCCAGUGAACCUAAAGGGCAUGACUAUGGCCAAGGGGAGACUGGUAAAGGAUCUACUAGCUCUGGCUUCCAGAAUAUAGCAUCACCUGUUGCAGCUCACUCCUCGUCUUUGGAGAUUGAGAAAGGGGAUUCUGCUGCCAUAACCUCGGAAAAUAUGUCUAGGGAAGCUCCGUCUCCCAGUUCAGGAAGCGGAGUUUGUGAAGCAGUGGAUUCAAAGGGGCCUAGAAAUUGGGACCAGAUAAAAGUGCCGGGACUUCACCCUUCUAUGUCCAUGAGUGAUCUUAUGAACCACAUUGGACACCGUCUUUCAGAACACAUGACCUCCGAAAAUCCAUCCUCUGAAAAUAGACCAGACUGCCAGGAAAUGCUGGAGGAUAUUGCACAAUACCUUCUGAGUGACACUCAAUUUACAACAGCCUCUGAUGAGAAAUCCCUCAUGUCAAGGGUGAAUUCUCUGUGUUGUCUUUUGCAAAAGGACAAUACAACAGGCACAAGCUCACAGGCAAAUGGAGAAAAUUACGAUGGACGUGAUGAUGGAAAAGAUGUUCAGCUAAACAGAAGUCAUGGGUUUGAGUUCAAUAUUACGGGCAAGGAUGAUGUGAAGGCUUUUGAAGGGGAAACAAAGGAAGUGUCUAGUAGCAGGCAGGCGCCAGGCAUGUCAAGAAAAGACUCGUUUAGUGAGUUGCUGCUUCAUCUUCCCCGAAUCGCAUCGCUCCCCAAGUUCUUGUUUAACAUUUCAGAAGAAGAUGGAGAGAGACAAGCUAGAUAAGAUAGUUUUCUUGUUUAUAGACUGUGUAAAACAAAUGAUAAGAAAAAAAUAUUAAGCGAAUUUCCCAAUCUCCCUCUUGUUAGUUGGAAAUGUGAUAUGCUUGUAUAUUAUAUCAAAUGUCUGUUGAGGGGUGCUUGGACAAUGGGAUUUUUCAGGAUUCGGAGAAUUCUUUUGAUGAAGAAUUCCGGUAAAUCCCAUAUGAAAACCUUAGGUGUUCUUUUUAGCAAAUGCAUUAUUUGAUGUAAUAUCUCAAGCAGAUUGUUUGUUGGUUCUAUCUUAAUUUGUAAGUAAACUGUAAUUGAUGUCUCAUUUUCCA
This is a messenger RNA of Gossypium raimondii (Peruvian cotton), 2088 nucleotides long. RefSeq lists its product as uncharacterized. The record is from RefSeq and is a predicted model, not a curated record. Bases 150 to 1772 code for a protein of 540 amino acids. Lineage: Eukaryota; Viridiplantae; Streptophyta; Magnoliopsida; Malvales; Malvaceae. The transcript is spliced from 6 exons.